Molecule: messenger RNA, 1686 nt
Organism: Pseudocercospora fijiensis CIRAD86
Lineage: Eukaryota; Fungi; Ascomycota; Dothideomycetes; Mycosphaerellales; Mycosphaerellaceae
Exons: 3
Coding region: 1-1686 (561 amino acids)
Source: RefSeq, a predicted model, not a curated record
AUGUCGCUCCCGAGGACUCACAGCGACUGGCAGCUGGCCUGCGCGGAGUUGGAGUUGGCAUACUACGCGCUUGCACUUCUACCCAUUGCGUACAUCUUCUACACCCAAGGUCGAUCUGCCUUGCGAGCCUGGAUCUGCCUCGGUCUGUACACGGGACUGCAAAUAGCCGGCAACGCCAUCGUUGCUGCUGCUGGACCGGAUGGCGAGUAUAGCUACAUCGGACCGCUCCUGGCCUCUGUCGGCCUUUCACCACUCCUUAUCGGUACUGCUGGUAUUCUGCAUCAGUGGUUCGCUACGAUAAGAUUCUUCCGAAGCUCUCAGUCGGGCCUCAGCAAGAGGACGCAAGUCGUCGGCAUCGUCUUCCACGUGGGAGCCACUAUUGCCGUCGCCUUGAUUGCAGCAGGAGCGUCUCUGGCCGCGCAAAACAGCCCACCUGCGUACGCUCCAACACUGCUACGUAUCGGUGCGAUCGUCCUAUUCGCCAUGUUCCUGGUCCUCUGUGGUAUCACUGUCUGGCUGCCGUUCCUGUACAUGCGUGACAGCAGCAAGGCCCUGAUCUGGGCUGUCAUAAUAUCUCUCCCGGCUUUGGCGGUCCGCUAUGUCUGCGAGCUCUUCAGCAGCUUCUCUUCAAGCCUGGACUUCAAUCCAAUCUAUGGCAAGAUCGUAUUUCGAGUUGUUUUGGAGGUCAUACCACAGCUAUUCGUGCUUUUGGUCUUGAUUGUGGGAGCAAUUGUGCACGUUGAGGACGAAAUCAAGCAUGACAUUCUUAUCGACAGGACGGCUACUAUACCGCUGCGAGAUGCAGACGAAGAGGAGGGGAGGGCGUCGGAGGCCUCUAUGUGGCUCGUGCUCAAGAACUUCGGAACAGCUUUCGAUUGCGCGCCGCGCCGCUCAGCGCAGAACUUCAUCUACAUCCACACCUUCGCAUUGAAGUAUCGAUCGACAUUCCGUCCGCCACAUGCUCUUGCGAACGUCAAGCUGGUCUGUAAGCAAAUCCGAGACGAGCUGAGCGAGGAGAUCACGAACGCCAAGAAAACACAAGCGACUGCUCUUCUGGUUGACAUGAAGAAGGUCGGCAAUAACGCACCUCUGAUUGUCAGCCCGGAAUUCUUCAGAUAUCCAAUCCGACGACUCGAUGCUGCCGUUCUAGGAGGGUUUGCAGCAGUCACUUUUGUAACGCCAUUCAUCACCCAGGAGGACUAUCCCGAACCUGAUGACCCCUUCUGGAAGAAGAAAGGCAUGGCAUAUCGCAACGACUAUGAGUCUGUUGGUGGACACGACUGCUGGUAUGGAAGAUUCCGGUACACGAAACGCAGCAACGAGCAAGGCACAAGCACAUGGACACUCAAUGCCGUCGAAGGAGAUCUUCUUCGUGACUCUGAGGACGUCAAGAUUGACGUUGUUGAGCACGAGCUGAAGUUGGCUGCGGCGAAGAAACACGUUGAUAGGAUGGUGGUGGAGAAGCAACACGACGGUGAUCCACUCGAAGACAUCCUUGCAGCGCUACAAUCGCCUUUUCGUUGGAUGGAUUGCAAGGGCGAGAGAUUCGCAAUCUUGGGCGGCAUCAGCCCUUUCCUCGAGUUCGACCAUUAUGAGAGAGACGGCUUUCAGCAUUCUUACUUCGCGGUCUUGUGCGAGCUUGCGGAGUCCCGCGACUCUGCAUACAAGAAAACUUACUACCUCUGA